This is a messenger RNA of Trichomycterus rosablanca, 1101 nucleotides long. RefSeq names its product zinc finger protein ZFP2-like. Gene Ontology annotation, biological process: regulation of transcription by RNA polymerase II. The record is from RefSeq and is a predicted model, not a curated record. The transcript has 2 exons. NCBI's taxonomy places the organism in Eukaryota, Metazoa, Chordata, Actinopteri, Siluriformes, Trichomycteridae. The annotation marks the transcript as partial. Gene Ontology annotation, molecular function: DNA-binding transcription factor activity, RNA polymerase II-specific; RNA polymerase II cis-regulatory region sequence-specific DNA binding.
GGGAAGAGUUUUACUACACUGAGUAAUCUCAAACAACACCAGCGCAUUCACACAGGAGAGAAGCCAUAUCAUUGCUCAGAGUGUGGGACAAGUUUUACUACGCAGAGUAAUCUCAAACAACACCAGCGCAUUCAUAAAGGAGAGAAGCCAUAUCACUGCUCAGAGUGUGGGACAAGUUUUACUACGCAGAGUAAUCUCAAACAAUACCAGCGUAUUCACACAGGAGAGAAGCCAUAUCACUGCUCAGAGUGUGGGACAAGUUUUACUACGCAGAGUAAUCUCAAACAACACCAGCGUAUUCACACAGGAGAGAAGCCAUAUCACUGCUCAGAGUGUGGAAUCAGUUUUUCUCGUCAGACUACACUCCAACAACACCAGCACAUUCACACAGGAGAGAAACAGUAUCACUGCAAAGAGUGUGGGAAGAGUUUUGCUUACAGUAACGCCCUUAAAGUACACCAGCGUGUUCACACAGGAGAGAAACUGUAUCACUGCUCAGAGUGUGGGAAGAGUUUUGCUUACAGUAAUGCUCUUAAAGUACACCAGCGUAUUCACACAGGAGAGAAACCAUAUUACUGCUCAGAGUGUGGAAAGAGUUUUGCUCAACAGGUUAACCUCCAAAAACACCAGCGUAUUCACACAGAAGAGAAGCCGUAUCACUGCAAUAAGUGUGGGAAGAGUUUUGCUUACAGUUAUGCUCUUAAAGUACACCAGCGUAUUCACACUGGAGAGAAACCAUAUCACUGCUCAGAGUGUGGAAAGAGUUUUAUUCAAAGAAGUGACCUUAAAGUACACCAGCGUGUUCACACUGGAGAAAAGCCGUAUCACUGCUCAGAGUGUGGAAAGAAUUUUGCUCAACAGGUUAAUUACCAAAAACACCAGCGUGUUCACACAGGAGAGAAACCAUAUCACUGCUUAGAGUGUGAAAAGAGUUUUGCUUACAGUAAUGCUCUUAAAGUACACCAGUGUGUUCACACAGGAGAGAAACCGUAUUACUGCUCAGAGUGUGGGAAAAUUUUUGCUCAAGAAAAUAAUCUCAAACGGCAUCAGCCGAUUUUCACCCGAGCUGUCGAACUUUCACACCAUAUGCUCACAACAUAA